UGUCGCCAUCACCGUCUCGGGACAGCUGCCUGCUCCUUCUCCAUCUCUCUCACCGAGCGCCGCGUCCCGCAUCCUUGCUCCCGGGGCCGCCGCCGCCGACGACGCCUAGCAGCUUCGGGUUGCAGCGGCGCUGAGGGCGAGGGAGGGAGAAGGCCGGCCGUCAACGAAGGUGGCAGUUGGGGGUGCGCGCUCCGGUCGCUAGCCAGCUAGGGCAAGGGCCGGAGGCCGCGAGCGCCGCCGCCGCCGCCCGUCUGCCACCACCUGCUGCCGCGGGUCGUCGUUGCGGGAGCCGACGUCCGCGGGCGCUUCGAGAAGCCCGUGCGUGAGCACGCCGCCGCCGAGGAGGCGGACAAGCGCGGUUCUCCAGUCGUACGCCGCGUCGCGUCGCUCUCUGGCGCGGAGGAAGCCAGGAAGGCCCUGCCGAAACGUACCGGCCGGCCACCUGCUGCUCCCUCUGCUGCGUCACGCGCCGGUGAGGGAGUCAGGGUCGAAGCGCGCGUCCGCGGCGCUGAGCUUCCCACACUGCGCGUCAAGUCGAGGGAGGAGAAACCUGCGCCCGCCCUGCCGCGCGCCCGCCUCGAGGCACAGAGUCUAUGGAACGUGGGGAAAACAUUGAAGUGAAUGUCGAUGCCAAGUCUGAUUCAGUACUGGCACAUAUCGUGGGUAAUUUACCAGUGGGACAGAUCAAAGUUGAACAAAGAAGUUGUGAGUUAGCUAUUGAUGAUAGCAAGAUUCCUGGGACAUCACUACAUCGUGCAACAUGUAGCACAGGACCCUGUGUUGCAAUCUCAAAACCAAUUGAGGAAGCAAAAACGAUAUACCGCAUUCUGUGCCAAUGUGACCACCCCAACGUGCUGAAACCCAUAGGUGUCUGGAAGAAUCCCUCGGACGACGCUAGUGCAUACCUGGUACUAGAGGAAGUUGAGGCAUCUCUUGGCUCUAAAGACAGAGAAUUCAUGUUCUCUGUCGAGGACUCUUUCAUAUAUGGUUUUUCAAAUAUUGGUUUUAAAAUUUUCAGGGCGCUAUGUAAUGUGGUGAAUUACAUUAACGGACUUUACAUGAAUAGUGCUGCUGGGACCAGUAGUAGUGUUGCUGGAGCAAUUCCGUUGACGCCCAUUAAACUUAACUCCAGCAUGAUAUUUUAUAAGCUUAUGGUAGAAGGGGAGGUGGAGGUUGUGGUGACUGAUUUCUGUGUAAGACAACCCCGAGACCUUGUAAAGAAAACCAGGAAGGGUCGCCCAAAAGAAGUAACAAUUGAAGAUGUCCAACAGUUUAACUGGAGGGCUGUUGGACUCUGCCUGAAAAAAAUGUAUGGACCAGAAGGAAAUGUCAAUGAGGAGUUGAAAGAUUUAGCUGCAUAUUUGGAAGGAUCAAAACCAGAAGAAGGACCAGUAACAUAUGAUGGUAUACUCUGGCAUCCAGGAGCAUGGGAAGCAAAUAUAAAAACUCAGUUCAUUAGAGAAAUUUUUUGGCUGAUUGAUAAAGAACGAGACAAGUUGAAAACAAAGAAACUAAUAGAAACAGAGAAGGGGAAAUCACUGAUCAAAAUAAAGCGUACACUUGGAAUAGCAGCAAGUUUAAAAAACUUUGCAGGCAAGGAACUUCAGGAAAAUAACUUGCUAGAUUCUUUAGAACAUUUAAGGACCUACAUUGUAGCACAUCCUGAUAUGAGUUAUAACAGCACGGAUGAACAGGAUAAACUUAAAUUUGACAAGGUCAGAUGUGAGAGACUCAUACAAAAAGUCAAAGGAGACUACAUGAUAAAAUUACGAAAAGAAAUUAGGAAUUUAGAGUGGAUAACUGAAUCUCCAGUGCUAAGAGAUCAAAAUAACUACAUGGAAAGGUUUUAUGAGAUGAAAAAGAAUGAAAUGGAAAACCAGAGAUGAAUCCAGCUCUGCUCAUCUUCUUCUGAUGAUGAAUCAAAUAAGAGCAGUGAUGAUGAGGACUUGGGGAGAUCCCUGUACUCGAGGAGCAGCAGGAACAACAUGCAUGGUUAAUUCUGAAGCUGGACAGCAACAGCAGCAAAGUUCUAUAAUUCCAAAAUCAAUUCGCUAGGCUUUAUUAUUUUUCUUUGUAAUUUUUCUGGCAAGUAUGGCGUACAACAGUACAUAGCACUAUAGCAGGAUGAGAUUGCUAGCGUAGUUCACCCUCUUUCCGAUGACUGUAACCUAUAUCCGUCAGAAUGACUAACAUUAUAGCUAUUCCUACAAAUGGUCAACAUACAUAUAAAAAAAUUUGGCCCAGUGAUUAAGUGAUUGGGUGGCAUAUAUUGGACAUGCCUGAUUCUUCCGCUUGGUUUGGAGAACUCGUAAUGAGUGAACUAUGGCUUUGUGCAUCUAUGUACGAAAAGGCUGGGGAUAUUUUGUCU
Messenger RNA from Oryza sativa Japonica Group (Japanese rice), 2368 nucleotides. RefSeq lists its product as uncharacterized. Lineage: Eukaryota; Viridiplantae; Streptophyta; Magnoliopsida; Poales; Poaceae. The record is from RefSeq and is a predicted model, not a curated record.